Messenger RNA from Parnassius apollo (apollo), 726 nucleotides. The record is from the annotation of a GenBank genome assembly. Lineage: Eukaryota; Metazoa; Arthropoda; Insecta; Lepidoptera; Papilionidae.
AUGUCUGACGGCUCCGAUAUCGAGAUGCAGUCAACACUGCCUAAGAUUCAAACGAAAAAAAUUCCGAAGAGCCCAUCCGAAGAAUUAUUAAAAGGAAAUCAAGAACCGAAGAGAGUAAGCACAAAAGUUAUGAUUCAUCAAGCUUUAACUGAUUUAAAGAGUAGAAAGGGGACUUCCCUUUACGCCAUCAAGAAGUAUAUAGACGAGAAAUAUAAUGUAGACAUCAAAAAAAUCAACAACAUUAUCAAGAAACUUAUUAAAGCUGAAGUCGAAGCGGGAGUCAUUAUACAAACGAAAGGUGUCGGCGCCUCCGGAUCUUUCAAAUUAGUGGUUGGAAAAGAUAAAGUUGAGAAAAAGAAAGAGAAGAUUAAAAAACUCGUACAGAAAGUCAAAGAGCCCGAUGAUAAGCCUAAAAAGUCUAUCAAAUCAAAUAUAGAGGCGAAAGCAAAAGAAAGCCUUGAAAAAAAAUCAAAAAAGAGCCUUGAAAAAAAAUCAAAAAAGAAAGAAAACGUGGAUAACAAAGUGGAAAUUUAUAAAAAAACGGUUAAAGCAAAAGGAAGCAAAGAAGGUAAAGAAAGCAAAGAAGGUAAAAUGAAAAAACGAAAUGCUAAGAAGAUGGCGAAAGGAAUACAAACUCCCGCCAAAAAGAGGGCCGCCAUGAUGAAAAGAAAAAGCAUCGGUUCGAUCAUAAAGCCGCCAAAGAUGAGGCCUAAAGCAAAAGCUUGA